AUGAGUUAUUUGGUCGAAGAAUUGCCUCUUUCCAGAGCGAAAGUCCCCGGUAUAUGUGCUGGAGGCUGUACUGGUCCAGGAGUUGGUCCUGGGUCGUAUGACAUAAACGUCAGCUAUCAACGUAGUUGCCGUGGUAUGGCGCCGUUUGGCAGCACUAGCAAACGGUUUGGAGCAGAAGCUGCUGCUGCUAUACCUGGUGUUGGUACCUACAACAUCACACCAGCCGAUUUGCAGAAGGGUUGUAUAUCAACGGUUCCUUUUAAUUCCAAGGUAGAACGGUUUGCCGGUUAUGGGGCCAAUGACUUCCCCGGGCCUGGUGCGUACACGGUUGAUGGACACCCGACCAAGCGUCGGUCGCGUUCCCAUCCGAUCAGAUUUUCUCGCCAACCAGAUACAACGGGACACAUUGCCCCAGGGCCCGGUUAUUAUGAUCCGAACUGCAAGCACCGUCGCUCGAAGUCGGGAACGUUAUGUUUCGAUGAGUAUAGCGGCCGUAAGCCACUCGAAACAAACAAAUGUCCCGGCCCCGGACAUUACGAAUCUGCCGGUUCCUUUACGUCGAUCUACAAUAGGAAGCCCACCAUUUCAUUCACUUCCAAAACUGAGCGUUCGCAGAACGGUGGUGGAAGCGGCAACCCGGGCCCAGGAGCCUACAAUUUGCCCAGUGUUUUUCGGAGUAAAGAGCAAUACAGGGCAGCAAAUCCAGAGACUUUAAUUGCUUUUGGAACCAAAUCAGCUCGGGAUGGCCCCUAUGGGCCAAACCCAUAUCCUGGUCCGGGAGCGUACACGGGUGAAAUUGCCCCGCGACGGCCUCAUGUGCAUAGCGAGGAAGGGAGGUGUAAACCAUUCAUCUCGGUAUCCGAGAGGAUAAAAUACCCGGCGCGGUCGAACAUUGGGCCCGGAUCAUACGACGCCCAGAUUCCGAGGAAGGGGCCAAAAUACCAGUUGGCUUCAGUUCCAUUUUGGUCUAACGUCGCCCGUUUUCCAACACCAAAACCGGCUGAAGAGAGGGAUGACCUUGUACCCCAUCGUGAAGCUGAGCGUGUACCUCGCCGCAUUCAUCCCUUGCGCGUACUAAAUGAAGCUGUCUCUGAAUUUAUCAAGCCAAAAGCUCAUCAAGGCACUAUGAAUUUUCUGGAUGAUGAACAUUACGACUUUAUAAAGCCCAAAUGUACUAGUGGUGGCUACCUCGGCUCUGCUCCCCGUUUAACUUCUACAGCCACCAGGAGCGAUUACCCGGGCCCCGGGCAAUAUGAUGUCUGCCAUGACUCCUCGUUUGGUAGAGCGAGCUCUGGACGAAGUAAGUGGGGCUGUGAUGGCAGGUUUAAGCGGACUGUUGAUAGGUUUCCUGGGCCGGGACAUUAUUCGUGUGACACCACAUUUCUAAAGAAGUCGUUCAACCGCACAAUCAACCAGUCCGAUAAUAUGUAG
This is a messenger RNA of Trypanosoma brucei brucei TREU927, 1431 nucleotides long. RefSeq lists its product as hypothetical. The transcript has a single exon. The coding region runs from base 1 to 1431 and encodes 476 amino acids. The record is from RefSeq and is a predicted model, not a curated record. Lineage: Eukaryota; Euglenozoa; Kinetoplastea; Trypanosomatida; Trypanosomatidae.